GCUAUGAAGAUUCAAAGUUCAUGAGCUUGCGUUACAAUUGCGGCGGUUACAAAGUGAAGUUGUGGGGUGACUCUAUAUGGAGAUGGGACCUUUGGGGGUUUGGGAAAUUUGUCACUCACUGUAACAGCUGCAAAUUGGUUGGGAACAACCAAGCUAGGUUGGCAAGGGUGGCCAACUUGGAUGGAUUGGUUGGGAAGGGACAAAUGUCAAAGUUGGGGUUCCUAUAGGGAGGGAAUCUUUGUGCUUAUGGGGUUUCCUUGGUUGGGGACUCUCUUGGGACCUUCCCUCUCAUCCCUCUCUUUCUAUCCCAACAUUUCUCUUGCUCCUCUAAUUCCUUGUGCACAAGGUGAAGGUGCACAAGGUAACGCCUAUCCUGGGAUGUAUCUCAUGGUUGAGGAUGUGCAUGGGCAUGAGGGUGAUGUGGGAUCUGUCGGAAAGGUUGUGAUGCACCCUCUCAUGCACUGGGUGAUUGAUUCGGGUUGCACCAGUCACAUGACUCCACGGGCAGAUUUGCUUGAUGAGGUAAAACCCCCUGGGAAGAUCAAGUAUGUGGCAGCAGCGUCAGGUGCUUUGCUCCCUGUCAUUGGUGUUGGGAAUGCCAAGGUUAAGGGAGCAAAUGGGGAGCUUGUGGGGCUUGGGAAUGUUCUGCUGGUUGAAGGCUUGUCUGCUAACCUUCUCUCUGUGCGACGACUGCAGAAGAGCAAGGCCGAAGUGACAUUUGGACCAACCAGCUGCCGUGCUAAGCUUGGGAAGAAGGUGCUGUGGAGUUUGGAAGAGGAGACCAGCUGCAUCAAGGACCUGUGGCAGCUGCCCAUCAUCCCAUGGAAUGGGAAGACUCCAACAGCAGCAACGGCAGCAGCGGCAAAGGCAACAGCAGGAGGAGAUGCAACUGCACCAACUGAUGGGGUCCUGGAAGCAGUCAAGAAAGUGCAGCAGCAGCAGACACAUGGUGAGGUGCUUGCUGGUGUGGAUGCAAGUGCGGCAUGGGCUAAGGCUUCACCAAGGAGUGGAGAGGCCGAUUGGGAGACAUGGCAUGAGAGGCUGUGUCAUGUGAACUUCCCUAUGCUGCAGAAGUUGGUGAAGGAUGGGAGCCUGAAGGGCUUGGAGCAGAAUGGCGUGGCUGAGAGGUUCAACAGGACCCUGCAGGAGGGGGCACGCACUCUCCUUGGGCGUGCAGGGCUACCUGAUCCGUUUUGGGUGUCUGCACUGAGGCAGGUCGCCCUUGUGAAGAAUAGGGUGCUGGCUACAGUUGGAGAUAAGGAGUGGAUCCCAUAUGCCAAGUGGUAUGGGAGUGCUCCAGCGGUGAACAUGCUGAGGGCAUUUGGGUGCAUGGCGCCUCGUGCAUGGUAUCACAAGUUGGAGGAGGCGCUGUUGGCUGGGGGUUUCAAGAAGAGUGAGUGUGACCCCAGCCUGUUCCUGCUGCAGGAGAAGGAUGAAAUCCUCAUGCUCUUGGUGUACGUGGAUGAUAUCCUUCUCUUUUCUGCAUCAACUGCUUUGCUGGACAGUGCAGAGCAGAUGCUGGAGAUGCAGUUCAAGUGUUCCAAGAUGGGUGAGGUGAAGUACUACUUGGGGAUGCCUGUGGAGAGAGAUGUGGAGAAGGGUGUGCUGAGGUUGCACCAGAGGAAGUACUGUGAGGGGCUGGCUGAGAAGUAUGGGCUGCAAGAUGGGGGAAAGCCAGCAACACCACUACCUUCGGGGUUCACUGUGGAGCCAUGUGCUGAUGAGGAGGUAGUGGGUGAUAGUGACAGGAAGCUGUUUCAUUCGAUGGUUGGGUCGCUGAAUAUUGCUGCAAAUCAUACACGGCCUGACAUUGCAUUUGCUACAUCACGAUUGGCUAGUGUGGUCUCACGCCCUAGUCAUGAGCAGCUGGAAGCGGCCAAGAGGUUGGUCCGCUAUGUGAGCGCUACGGCAUCAGUGGGAUUGGAGUACAGUGGAGUGAGGCAGCGGUUGCAGAGAGGUGCUGCAGAUGUGAAGAGUGGAGAGAUGCUCUUGAGUUGCUAUACUGGCGCUAGCUUCAACUCAGUGAAAGCGGAUGGCACCAGCAUUGGGGGUUAUGUGUGCUUGCUAGGAGGUGGUGCUGUGAGCUGGCGCAGCAAGAAGCAGAAUGAGGUGGGAUUGUCCUCAUAUGUUGGUAUGGUGGAUGAUGGUUGGCAGCCAGAGGGGGAGAUUGUUGUGUGAUGUCAUCAUAUGCUAUCACAUUCUGUCUGCCUCCCAUCCCAUAUUUUUUUCAACUUGCAUGUGUGGUUUGAACGUGUGCAAGAAUUUGUGUGUGAUGUGUUCUGGAGUUUGGGAAUGUGUUUUGUGUUAUUUUGUUUGAGCAGGUUUUUUGUGAUGAUAGAUCUUGAGAAGAUCUUUCCGACGCAACGAGAAUCCCUUCAAUCGGAGCAAGAACGCGAAAGCUAUGAAGAUUCAAAGUUCAUGAGCUUGCGUUACAAUUGCGGCGGUUACAAAGUGAAGUUGUGGGGUGACUCUAUAUGGAGAUGGGACCUUUGGGGGUUUGGGAAAUUUGUCACUCACUGUAACAGCUGCAAAUUGGUUGGGAACAACCAAGCUAGGUUGGCAAGGGUGGCCAACUUGGAUGGAUUGGUUGGGAAGGGACAAAUGUCAAAGUUGGGGUUCCUAUAGGGAGGGAAUCUUUGUGCUUAUGGGGUUUCCUUGGUUGGGGACUCUCUUGGGACCUUCCCUCUCAUCCCUCUCUUUCUAUCCCAACAUUUCUCUUGCUCCUCUAAUUCCUUGUGAGAUUCUUGAACUUUGAUUGAACUCUUGAGAUUGAGUU
This is a messenger RNA of Closterium sp. NIES-67, 2776 nucleotides long. The record is from the annotation of a GenBank genome assembly. Lineage: Eukaryota; Viridiplantae; Streptophyta; Zygnematophyceae; Desmidiales; Closteriaceae.